Messenger RNA from Limanda limanda (common dab), 4123 nucleotides. RefSeq names its product KN motif and ankyrin repeat domain-containing protein 1-like. The transcript has 11 exons. Gene Ontology annotation, cellular component: cytoplasm; cytoskeleton. The record is from RefSeq and is a predicted model, not a curated record. Gene Ontology annotation, biological process: negative regulation of actin filament polymerization. Bases 1 to 3783 code for a protein of 1260 amino acids. NCBI's taxonomy places the organism in Eukaryota, Metazoa, Chordata, Actinopteri, Pleuronectiformes, Pleuronectidae. Gene Ontology annotation, molecular function: protein binding.
AUGGAUCAAAGCCGUUACAUCUUGAAAACUGUCUCAGGUCAAAGCACUGAAGAGUGUAUCCCUAACUACUUUGGGAUUGAAUACAUUCAUCAGUCGAACGUGAGAAACCUCAAGUUUGUGGACAGUUUCCAAAAUUGCACCAUCAUUAAGCGGCUAAGCCUUAAGAGGCGGCCCAGAGCGGCUGUCAAUAAUGCAGAAAAAACGCAGAGUGGUGUUUCAUCCAGUCAGUGGUAUUCUGAAGAAUCCUUCACAUCAUCAAGCACAGAUGAUGCAAGACAAUUGGGUUUGUCUGCCACAACGAGAGGUCGACCACCACUUCCUCCUCCGCAUGGUUCCUCCUUGGAUACUAAGCUGACAAGGAAUGAGGGAAUAGAAAAACCUGGAAUACUUACUGAGUCAAAGCCUCAACCUACUGUAAGAUCUAUAAAAAGACCUGUUAUGGAGACCCUCAAGCACCUGGAGCAGGAGGUGACAAGCCAGCCUCCACCUCAGCCUCCACCUCAGCCCCAACCUCGGCGACGACUGGCCAGCUUUGGAGGGGUGAGCUCCCCUGGGUCACUCUCCCCCUUCACCGGCCUAGUGGCAUAUAAUCAGAACAACAGUGGAAACAAGUCUACUGGAACAGAGAGUGACUUGAAUGUUCACCUUAGCUCAUCCCUCGGCACCAGAGGCAGCACAGGGAGCCUGAAAUUUAGCCCACAGAGCUCUGGUAGAACAACUCCAGUUCCGAGUCCCGGCUCCAUGCACCUGCAGCAUGUCCGUGACCAGAUGGUGGUAGCUCUGCAGAGGCUGAAGGAAUUGGAAGAGCAGGUGAAAAUCGUCCCUAUCCUACAGGUAAAAAUAUCAGUCCUUCAGGAAGAAAAGAGGCAACUCGUCUCUCAGCUCAAGAAUCAGAGUGACGAUGAGGACAUGAACGAUGGGAUCUGGAGGAGAGCUGAUAGCAUGGAAAGGUCUGAUAUUGAGAACAAGGUGCAUACAAAAGAGGGACACACAGUGCAGAGUGACCCAAUCAACCUAAGUGAAUUCAGGAAACUGACAAAAGAGAUGCAGGCACUGGAAAGAAGCCUCAAGGGUGGAAAUGUGCAAGCUAGGCUAGUCCAAGGCUAUACCUCUGCUCAUGAAAAUACAGUCCUAGUUGGAAUUGAUGAAGACGUCACGUUGCCUAAACCUUUAAAAGAAAACAAAUGUGUGUCCACAAAUCAGGUAGAGACCAGAUCCAUUGCAACAGAGGUGUCUGAAGUUAAUCUUGGAAUUUACAGUGUGAGGGAAGCAGAGCUUGAUGCCCAACAACUAUUAAUUGAUGCCCUGAAGGAGAGAAUUUCUUACUUGGAAGCAGAUUUGAAAGAAUCUGCCCUCCAGACAGAGAUGAGUCGGCUGAAACUGGAGCUUCAGGCGGCAGGAGCUAGGAGCAGAGCUGACAAAGCAUGUCUUGCAAAGCCAUCCACAGUGAGCACAGGCAUCGAAGCGAGGCCUCACACCACAAGCCAGGGAGUGGGUAAUCACACAGAGGUACGGGACACCAGCACGGGGGAGAUAACAGAGGUAAAGAGUGUGGGAGUAUCAUGUUGUGGACCGGAGUUGAGGAGCGUUUGCACAGGACCAGAUGAACCCAUGAGCCGCUGGGAGGUCAGAGAGCGAGUUGAGACCGAAGAAAAGGGCGUGGGGAUUCAGGUUUUAACAAACACACAGGGAGUAUUGACGGAGAUAAAGAUGUGUGAUGCAGAAACCAACACAGAGCCACCAAUGGAGAUUGUGGGGUUGAAGAAAGGAAAGACUCAGUAUCGUUCAGUGGCUUGUGGGGACUGUUCUGUUGAUGUGAUCAUCUGUGAACCAAAGGAACUGGUUUCUGAAGGUAUGGCAACAGAUCCAAUCAGAAGAGCUGAACUGGGAAUCAUGGCAUCACCGCUGACAGCUUCACAGCGUACCAACACUGUAUCCAGCUCAGAGUCUCGCUUUACCAACACCGGACAUACCUUCAGCACAGACUCCAGCACUAAUACUCUCCUCAGUACCCAAGACAAGCACACCAACACCACUCAGACCGUAACAAGGGCUGUGUCUGUAGGGAACGGGGUCACAGACAUCAAAAGCACACCAGAGACCCGUACCAUCGGGGUCGGAACUGCAACUCUGGUAGGAAAUGCUCUCAAAAUGACCAGAGACACUGGUGUUGGGUUCACAAACAUUAAUGAGAAUUUCCUGAUAGGACUCAAAACCCGAAAUAUGGCCUCCGGACCAUCUCAUCUGCCUGACCCUUUCAAGACCAGAAGUAUCGGUGUCGGAGAGGGGAGGAUACAGGAUUUUUCAUCUUCACGCAAUACACCUGCCCAGAGUUUCCAGCAAUCUUCGCAGUCCCAGUGGGACCCUGAGCUUAACCAUUACAUAGAAAAGAUGCAGAAGCUCCUCGGGGAGCAUGGGAACCUGCUUACAGAGGACUGUUCAAACCAGUACAGUGGUCGAGGAAAUGACAGCUCCAGGUGGUCCGGCAACAACAAAGCUGAAGUCCAUCAUUUCGAUUCUCAGCCACCAGUCAGCAGAGAGUACCAGUCUCCAUUUCAACUUUCAGUCCAGUCUUCUAAAUGUGAAAAAACCAUCCCAGAAACCUGCCAACAGAGCGGCAAUGAAUCUGAGGUGAAAAGAAUGAUACAGCUGUUAGAGCAACAGGCAUCCUCGGCCCUGCAAGACAGGUCAGCUAAUCCUGGCGUGCAGCGGCCUGUGAUAAAGAAACAGAAUGGAGAACCAGGCUGUAGCAGUAACAGGAGGAGCAUGAAGUUCAUGAGGGUGACAGCAGGACUGGACCCCAUGCCGUCUUACGAGCUCCCGGUCAGUGAGAAGGGAAACUCCGAGGAAGGGGACAAGAGAGGAAACAAAAAGUUAAGGGAACCCUUUCAAGGUGUGACUCAAGCAAGAAAGGGCAAAGGAGGCUACAACAAGGGGGUGAAGACGUCAAAGCCGCACACACAACAGAGGUGUAAGUUAAGUGAAAAGAUUUUCUUUGCUUGUCAAGCCUUAAAGAUGCACCUGAGUGAUGACACAGCUCUACCCAGCAGGGAAUUGCAUAACUGCCUACAAACGCUACAGCAGGAGUGGUUCUCCACGUCCAGCCACAAGUCGGCUGCUCCCGAUGCCGUGGCAGACUACUUGUCAGCGUUCCGGGUCAUUUCGCCUGCGGUAUUGCAGCACAUUGCUAAUAUGGUCGACGGCAAUGGAAACACAGCUCUGCACUACAGCGUGUCUCACUCCAACUUUGGCAUUGUCAAGAGACUGCUGGAUGCAGAGGUGUGCUACGUGAAUCAGCAGAACAAAGCCGGCUAUACGCCCAUCAUGCUGGCGGCGCUAGCAGCUGUGGAGACUGCAGAGGACAUGAGGGUUGUGGAGCAGCUCUUCACAAAGGGAGAUGUCAACGCCAAGGCCAGCCAGGCCGGUCAGACCGCUCUCAUGCUGGCUGUGAGCCACGGCAGAAUGGGCGUGGUGCAGGCCCUCCUGGCACAGGGGGCGGAGGUCAAUCUCCAGGAUGACGAGGGCUCCACCGCGCUGAUGUGUGCCAGCGAGCAUGGCCACGCUGACAUCGUGAAACUCCUGCUGGCCCAGGCAGGCUGCAACGCCACCCUGACCGACGGUGAUGAAAGCACAGCCCUGUCCAUCGCUCUGGAGGCCGGACAUCAUGACAUUGCAGUGCUUCUUUAUGCUCAUGCCAACUUCUCCAGAGGACAGGCGGGGGCCGCCGCUCAUCACAGUGGAAAGUCUCUCUCCUCCCCUGGUGGCAGACAUCAUUUUGAAUAAUGCGAUGGCUCAAGUGUUGAUUCUUCAUGAGAGUCACAUUCAUAAGGCGAUUCAGGAUCAGAGCUGUCAUAACAAAUUUGAGGAUUUUAACAGUGUCAGUUUUAACCUCUGUCAGACAGAUUCUUUAACAUCGUAAUUUACCAGUUGACAGGAAUCAGGAUACUAGUCGUUCUCCAGGGUCCUGUAUUCUAUGGCAUCUAAAUAAUGUGGCUUAGUGAUAUUACAUUACACAUCAGCAGUAGCUAAUAUAUCCAUAGCAGGGUAUAUUGGUUUGUAUCAAUAAUAUAUAAAAUGUAAUGUUUGAACCUGCAGUUAUUUUGUUAUAUGCAUUACUUCAAAU